ACGCGAUAGGCGGUAGGCGGGACCUUUUCUGGCGGUGGCUCCGCCCCUUGUCCUUCAGGCUCUCGCUGUACAGGUGGUAGCGUUGCGUCCCUGGUGCCAGUCUAUAGUCAUCAUCAUGAGCGGCGUUGUCUAUGGUCAGGGCACAGCUGGGGAGAUAACAUGGCCUAAUGGACUGGAGGAGAAAACUUCACAUGAAUCAAUCAGCAAGGAAUUAAAUGCACUCUUAAUUGAGGAAAAACAACUUCAUUUGUACGAUGAUCUCACCAAAGUAAACCCAGUUACCACUGAAACGGUGUUGAAGUGUCUUCAAGCCAGAUAUGCAGAAGAAGUGUUCUACACAAAUGCUGGGUGUACUCUUGUUGCAGUCAAUCCUUUUCAACCAGUACACAAAUUAUACAGUCAUGAGGUCAUGAAACAAUACCACAUUGCAUCUCACCCUCAGAGCUGUGCACCACACAUCUUCACUGUGGCAGAACAAGCCUACCGGAACCUACAAAAUCAGAUUAAUCCAGUAAAUCAGUCUACAAUUGUCAGUGGGGAGAGUGGUGCUGGGAAGACAUGGACAUCUCGAUGUUUAAUGAAUUUUUAUGCGACAGUUGCUGCAACCAGCUGCUCGGAAAGUUCUGACUUAACAGUGGAGCGAAUAGAGAGUAGAGUUCUAUAUUCUAAUCCAGUUAUGGAAGCAUUUGGUAAUGCUUGUACAUUAAGGAACAACAACAGCAGCCGAUUUGGAAAAUAUAUUCAACUCCAGUUAAGCAGAACUCAGCAGAUAAUGGGUGCUUCUAUCCAGACUUACCUCCUAGAGAAUACACGUGUAGUGCAUCAAAACUCUUCAGAAAGGAACUUCCAUAUCUUUUACCAGAUUUUUAAAGGUGCCUCACUACAUGAAAGAGAAGAAUGGAAUCUUCCAGAAAAUGCAAAGUUCUGCUGGCUUCCAAAUUCUGAGAAAAAGCUUGAGGAGGAUUGCUUUGACGUUACUAAAGAUGCCAUGUUGCACUUGGGUAUCGAAAAAUCAACACAGAAUAACAUGUUCAAGAUUUUGGCAGGUCUUUUGCAUAUUGGAAAUUUACAUUUCUCUGAAUCGUUUGAUGAAAGCCAAACAUGUGAAGUUUUAAGUGAUGCUAAAGAAUUCAUCAUUUCUGCUUCAAAUAUGUUAAAUAUACCUGCUGAUCACUUGCUGGACAGGAUACUUGUCCGAACUAUUACAGCCGGGAAGCAGCAAGUAUUUAAGAAGCCGUGCAAGAAAACAGAGUGCUACACAAGAAGGGAUUGUCUGGCCAAGACAGUCUAUGCCAGGUUGUUUGACUGGCUCUUGACCGUGAUAAAUGAAAGCAUUUGUGCUGAGGCUACUAGAUGGACCAAUUUUAUUGGUUUGUUGGAUGUGUAUGGAUUUGAAUCUUUUCCAAAAAACAACCUGGAACAGUUAUGUAUUAACUAUGCUAACGAGAAGCUUCAGCAACAUUUUGUAUCGCACUACUUGAAAGCUCAACAGGAGGAAUAUUCAGCAGAGGGAUUAAAAUGGUCUUUUAUCAGUUACCAAGACAACAAGAACUGUGUGAAGCUCAUUGAUGGAAGUCCAGUCAGUAUCUUCUCUUUGCUAAAUGAGGAAUGCCGUCUGAACAGGCCUUCAGAUGCUGGCCAACUCCAGUCUCGGUUAGAAAAAAUUCUUUCCCACAACAAGUGUUUUGGAUGGGACAAAUGCAGUGAAAAGCCUAACUUUAUAAUAUCGCACUAUGCUGGAAAAGUGACAUACCAUAUACAGCACAUGGCAGAGAAAAAUAAGGACCCAGUACCUCCAGAGCUCAUCCAACUUCUGCAAGAGUCUAAGAACAGCCUGCUUCAAAAGCUAUUUCCACCAGAUAACAAUAAAUACGCUGAUGUGGGCACACACAGAUCAGUUGUGACGUUAGUUUCCAAAUUUAAGGGAUCUCUUGAAAGUUUAAUGCAUAUCCUGAAUAACACAACCCCUCACUAUAUUCGAUGUAUCAAGCCAAAUAUGGACUGCGAAGCAAUGGUUUUCAGGAAGGAAGAGGUGCUUAGUCAGCUAGAAGCAUGUGGUAUUGUGGAGACCAUUAAAAUAAGUGCUGCAGGCUUUCCUCUGAGGAUUUCUUUUGAAAGCUUUGUGAAACGCUAUGGAUUCAUUGCACCUAUACAUUUGAGGAGGAAAAUGCAGAAAGAGAUGAAUUGUCCUACUGCAGAAAGAAUACAAGGUCCUGUACCAGUGGAGGGGAGUGAUGACUUAAAGCUUAUGUCACAAAACAUUCUACAUGUUGUUUUGCCACAACUACAACUAGACACUACAUCAAACAACACACUAGUACACUGCGGCACCACAAAGGUGUUCUUGACUCACUUGAUGAUUAAUGUACUUGAAAAGCAAAGAGACUUGGCUCUUUCCAGAAAAGCAUUUUGCAUUCAGAGCUGUUGGAGGCAACACAGACAUAGGAAGCUGGCCAGACAAAGGAGGGCAGCCAUGACUCUCCAAGCAGCUGUAAGGGGUUGGCUUGCAAGGAAGCACAUUGAGAGAAUGCACAAGGCCGCAGAUCUUAUCAAGAGGACAUGGAAAAAUUGGAAGGAACAGAUGGAAGCGUUAGCUGCGUGGGAGCUAGAUGACAGUACAGAAGUGAUGGAAAACACUACACUACUUAUGCCAGAUAAUGUUGUUAACUUCCCAACAACAAAUUCAGUGCAAAUCAAACAGCUGACCACCAUUGCAAUAUUCCAGUCUUGGAUUCUUGGCUUUGUGUUGUCCAGAGCACCACCCAUGAGGAAGACCGUGCUGGCUGGAGGCUUUAACAGGCACAUCCAUGUGUUAGCAUGUCUAAAUGCACUGACGAGAAAUAAUUGUUAUACGUUACAAACAAAUCGAUCAGAAAAUGGCAUCACAUCCAUCAGAGCAACUCCCCAGGGAUCUGUGAAGUUUCACUACAAGAGGUCUCCAUUGCAUUUUGCCAACAUAUGUCCGGCAGCGUUCAACUGUGGUCUAUUGGGAUUUAAUGAAAUAUUGCUGGAAAAAAAAGUCAAUUGAAGACUGUUGGUAUAAGCACAAAUAAUUUUAAUACCAUCUAGGAAAAUGAACUUUCUUCAGGGACUUCUGAAACAAUUAUGCACCAAAUAUUCCAGUGCUGCUAUUAUCGCUAGUGCAUAUUUAUAUAGCCUCUAAUUUUUAUAUACAAGAACUGGAUCUGUACAAAAUAUAUUUAUCCUAGGUUGACUUGUAAUAGCAGGUUAUGUUGUCUAUGUAAAGUCUACUACAAUAGAGAACGCCAUGAUUUAGUUGUACCCAUACCUUAAGGAGUAUUAGCUAGCCACAUUAUAUAUAUAUAUAUAUAUAUAUAUAUAUAUAUAUAUAUAUAUAUAUAUAUAUAUAUAUUGUGAGAUUUUGCACUGACCUACUGUAUGUAUGUAUUCUGAAAGUAGUCCUAAUGGCAGUAACACUAACUUAUAAUAAUACACAUUAAUUUGUCAAUCUGUACUAUAUUUUUUCUGUAUUACACAAGUAAUUUUUGAGUGUGGUGCGCUCGUCCGGCGGUCAGGAGACAAACAGUCAACAUAUAGACGUUGGGAUCCCAGCUGCGGAAUCCUAGCCCGGGGUGGCGAGUGCAGUAAGCCCCUUGCAGGUUCACUACGCUGCAGGCUCGGUCUUUGGGUGUCAUGGACACCCACGAGUUGAAAAGUCCAUUGGUCGGCAUGCCAACUGUUGGGAUUAUGACAGAGCGGGAUGUAGGGGGAGGUUAUGUGACAGUCGGUCUCCUGACCACAUCCCAUAAUUCUAAAUAUUUAAUAAGAUGGUUAAAUAUAAACAAGAAUCCUUAUGGUGUGUGUACACGGUAAGAUCCUUAUUAUGUUUGAUGUUGACUAUGCGAUUUCCUUGAACUCUGGUCACACAGCCGCCUAUGCUGCGACUGGAUCCCCUUGUGGUAGCACACAA
Pseudophryne corroboree (corroboree frog) is the source of this 3931-nucleotide messenger RNA. It is a transcript of the gene MYO19, whose product is annotated as myosin XIX. The record is from RefSeq and is a predicted model, not a curated record. The coding region runs from base 116 to 3028 and encodes 970 amino acids. The transcript has 24 exons. Gene Ontology annotation, biological process: vesicle transport along actin filament; actin filament organization. Gene Ontology annotation, cellular component: myosin complex; actin cytoskeleton; cytoplasm. NCBI's taxonomy places the organism in Eukaryota, Metazoa, Chordata, Amphibia, Anura, Myobatrachidae. Gene Ontology annotation, molecular function: microfilament motor activity; ATP binding; actin filament binding.